GAAAGAAAGUAAAAACAGGGAGAAGAGAGAACAGAAGACAAGCCAGGAUAGACAGAGAAAGACUACAGGGAGUCACAGACUAGAGGACAGCAGGCUAGACCAUCUUUGGUUUGGGUGGCUAACCAUGGAAGCUCAAAGGAGGAGCCAGCAGGAAAAGCAAACGAAGGGUCGUGCCUGUGGCCGAUCCCUGCCUGAGCCGCACGAGGCCUCUGGGACUCUGAUCUCUACAGUAGACAGGAGCCCUGAAACUUAUAGGAGACUCUCUGGUACAGGGCUGGGGAGACCUAAGCUAUGCCCACAGAGGGGCCGUCCUCACUCCCGGCGCCGCCACCGGACGACCUUCAACCCAGCACAGCUGGAACAGCUGGAGUCAGCCUUUGGGAGGAACCAGUAUCCUGACAUCUGGGCUCGAGAGGGACUUGCCCAAGACACUGGCCUCAGUGAAGCCAGAAUCCAGGUCUGGUUCCAGAACCGCAGGGCUAAGCAACGGAAGCAAGAGCGGUCACUACUCCAGCCGAUAGCCCAUCUGUCUCCCGCCACCUUCUCUGGCUUCUUGCCAGAGUCCUCUGCUUAUCCCUACACCUAUACAACACCACCCCCGCCAGUACCUUGCCUCCCUCACCCCUAUAACCAUGUUCUCCCCUCCCAGCCCUCCACGGGUGCCUCACUUGCUCUUCCUCCCCAGCCUGAGGACUGGUACCCCACCUUGCACCCAACCCCCACUGGUCAUCUGCCCUGUCCCCCACCCCCACCCAUGUUUCCUCUCAGCCUUGAGACGCCAAAGUCCUGGAACUAAGUGGUGAUAAGUCACCCUCUCUCCAUAACCCUCUUGAAACAACAAGAAAAUUAGGGGCUUUCUUUUCCUCCUCAGGCUGAAAUUAGAAACAUCGUGGGGGUGG
This is a messenger RNA of Mastomys coucha (southern multimammate mouse), 899 nucleotides long. RefSeq names its product PROP paired-like homeobox 1 (gene Prop1). Gene Ontology annotation, biological process: pituitary gland development; regulation of transcription by RNA polymerase II. The record is from RefSeq and is a predicted model, not a curated record. The transcript has 3 exons. Lineage: Eukaryota; Metazoa; Chordata; Mammalia; Rodentia; Muridae. Gene Ontology annotation, cellular component: transcription regulator complex. The coding region runs from base 125 to 796 and encodes 223 amino acids. Gene Ontology annotation, molecular function: RNA polymerase II cis-regulatory region sequence-specific DNA binding; DNA-binding transcription factor activity, RNA polymerase II-specific.